Messenger RNA from Penaeus indicus, 813 nucleotides. RefSeq names its product acyl-coenzyme A thioesterase 13-like. The transcript is spliced from 3 exons. The record is from RefSeq and is a predicted model, not a curated record. NCBI's taxonomy places the organism in Eukaryota, Metazoa, Arthropoda, Malacostraca, Decapoda, Penaeidae. Bases 96 to 521 code for a protein of 141 amino acids. Gene Ontology annotation, molecular function: fatty acyl-CoA hydrolase activity.
UGCCUGAGCCCCAUCUGCCGGGAGGCGUCCGAGUAUUCUCACCCCCCAGACGAAACCCAGCGGUCGUUCAUUUCGUGUUCAUAUCUUCGGUAGAAAUGGCGGCCGCAAACGGAGGGAAGAAGUUUUUGCAGCAAGUUGUGAAGAUCAUGUCAGAGGGAGGUUUCGAUAAGAAUUUAUCAAAACUGCGUGUCGUGUCAGGUGGCAAUGGUAAAUGUGUUGCAGAGAUGACCGUGGAAAAAGAACAUGAAAAUCGUGGAGGCACUCUGCAUGGGGGACUCACAGCCACACUGGUUGAUGUUGUAUCAACAAUGGCACUAAUGACCACAGAAAAAGCUGUCCCUGGGGUGUCAGUGAAUAUAAAUGUUUCAUACAUGAAGGCAGCAACAUCGGGACAAGAAAUUGUCAUCAAUGCAGAAACUCUCAGAGUUGGAAGAAAUUUAGCUUUCUUAUCUGUAGAUAUAACUAACAAGGAAUCAGGUGCUCUCAUUGCCACGGGGAGCCACACUAAAUACAUUGGAUAAAUACAAACUUGUUUCUAUACAAGAUGUCAAUAAAUAUUUUGCCAUAGAAUGCAGUAUAGUUUAUUAACAAAAAUAAUUUAUUAUGUAAUGAUAUCAAGGGAGGAGAGUUACUAAGAGAGAUGCCUUAUAAUAUUGAUCUAGCCAAUGUCAGAUCAUGCAGUUAUAAAUACUGAAUUUUAGCAAAUAGCAUAAUAAGUGUUUUGUAUAAUUUGUUACUAGUUUUCAUAUUGUACAUAUUAUACUUUUCUUACCUCAUACAAAUGUAAGGUGCAAAUAAAAUAUUUAACUUGAA